UUUAAAUAGUAAAAUAGCGCAAACUUUAUUUUGAUCUUAGUAUAAUAAAUAUUACGUUCAAUAAUAUUAUCUUAUAGCAAUAAAAAUACAAGCAUAACCCUAUAUUUUGCAGGAUAUAGGCUACUAUAAUUAUCUGGAUACUGCAUUCUAUACCUGUGCAAAUAUAUACGUGUGUGUGUGUGUGUUAUGUUGUAAUUUAUAACUACGACAACCUGCGGCGUUAGCAGAAUCGAAAUCGAUUUCCUAUAAAGCAAGAUACAAGUCAUGGAUGCUGAACGAAGCAAAACGUAUUCGUGGUAGGUGUAAUCAACAGAUUGUUCUGUAACUAGAAAUCAUCUACUUUCCAGAUGAGUGUUUAUUGGUCAAAAAUCACAUGAUACAGUGGAACUUCUUGAUGAAUUAGGAGGAAGUGAUUGGAUUCUUUGCAAAUUUUUGCAGUUAAAUCAAAUGAGCGAGAAAAGGAAUAAAUUACCAGUUUUAUACGUGAGAGGAACUCAUUACGAGGUCGGAUAUGAAAUAGGUUGGAAUUUUAGAAAUAUUAUACAAGAUUUUCUUAAAACAUUUUCAUAUCUAAAUGAUACUUUAUUACCCAUUUAUGAAAGCAAAAUAGGAAAACAGGAAUAUGAAGAAACAUUAUUAUGUACACAAAAUGUUUUCCCUCAAUAUAUAGAAGAACUGAGAGGCUUAUCAGAUGGAGCAGAUGUUCCAUUUUAUAAGUUAUUUUUAAUUCAUAUUGAUGGAAUAAUAACACACAAUGAACAAGAUAUCAUUAAAUCUGGAAAGACAGGGUGUAGUUCCAUUCUUAUGAACAUUAAAAAUAAUUUUUAUUUAGGACAUAAUGAAGAUGCACUCCCAGAAACUGAAAAUUAUACAUAUAUUGUAAAUGCACAUAUAAUUGAUAGUCAAGUUGGAAAGAGAUGGAAUAAAACAGAAGAAAAAUUUACAGCAUACUGUUAUGCUGGAGAUCUUCCAGGUUAUUGUAUGGGAUAUAAUAAACAUGGACUAAUUCAUAGUGUCAAUAUACUUUGGCCUAAGCCUACUAUAAGUGGGAGAAUUUCAUGCCACUUUUAUUGUAGAGCUCUUCUUGGAGCUGAAAAUCUAGAAGAAGCAAUUAGUUUAUUAAAAGGAUGUGGAAUAGGAUGUGGCGAAGGAUUUGGGAUAAAUCUGGUGUAUAUUAAUAAUUCCAAAGAUAUUUCAAUGUAUAAUAUUGAGAUAGCUCCUUCCUACACAAAACAAGAAUCUGAAACUAGUAUUUAUAAAAUCCCUGAAAGCAGUUGGAAUUUACACUGUAAUAGAUAUCAAAGAAUUAAAAUAGAAGAAAAAGCUGAUUUAAGUUCAGUGAGAAGAGAAGCUAAAUUUUGUGAACUUCCAAAUCCAACAAAUAUAAAAAAUUUGAUUAAUAUACUAAGUGAUGAGUCAGAUCCUGAAUACAAGUUUUUUCGUUCAGGAAAUUAUGGAGAAAAAGAUAUCAUUAAAACUUUAGCAGUGGGUGUAUUUGAUAUCAACAAUCACACUUGGUCUAUUUAUAUAGAAAAUCCAAGAAAAGAAAAUCAACCAUUAGUUAAAUUUUCAUUGGAUCUUACAUAAACUUUAUUAAAAAACUAAAUAUCAUAUCCAAUAUAAAAU
Centruroides sculpturatus (bark scorpion) is the source of this 1626-nucleotide messenger RNA. RefSeq lists its product as uncharacterized. The record is from RefSeq and is a predicted model, not a curated record. Lineage: Eukaryota; Metazoa; Arthropoda; Arachnida; Scorpiones; Buthidae. The transcript has 9 exons. Bases 448 to 1587 code for a protein of 379 amino acids.